This is a messenger RNA of Hydatigera taeniaeformis, 237 nucleotides long. The record is from the annotation of a GenBank genome assembly. Lineage: Eukaryota; Metazoa; Platyhelminthes; Cestoda; Cyclophyllidea; Taeniidae.
AUGGCACAGAAGUGCAAAGACCUGCGUCGUCUCAUACGCAAGUAUGGGGAGGAUGCGGUGGCUGUGGAGGGAGUGGAUCCUGUCUCUACCGGUACUAAUGGGAAAGGAGAGCCUGAGGCGGAAGACACCAAACCCCUAUGCCUUGAUCUUGACACUUCCCAUACGGCAGUUUCCUUUGUGCCUCUACACAGCUCUGUUCCACCUCUCUCUAAUAUCACUUUCCCACCAACCUCUUGA